Molecule: messenger RNA, 145 nt
Organism: Dentiscutata erythropus
Lineage: Eukaryota; Fungi; Glomeromycota; Glomeromycetes; Diversisporales; Gigasporaceae
Source: the annotation of a GenBank genome assembly
UAAUUUCGAAGAGAGGAGUAUAUAUGGGGAGACUCCAGGCCUUAUGAGCAUCCAAAAAGGACCUCAGGGACUAGCGGAGUUCACUAGCACAGCAAGCAUGAGGGGAGACUUCAGGCCUUACAAAAGGACUAGCAAAGCUCACUAG